Molecule: messenger RNA, 1369 nt
Organism: Saccoglossus kowalevskii
Lineage: Eukaryota; Metazoa; Hemichordata; Enteropneusta; Harrimaniidae
Source: RefSeq, a predicted model, not a curated record
AUGGUGACAUCAUCCCCGUAUUAUCGUUACUGUACAAACAGGGAUGUGAAGGCAGUGGAAUUACUGAAAAAUCUAAAAAUAAGUGAUUUGAAGAAGCUUGUGAAUGAGAAACCGGAUAUUGAUGAAGACGAAGACGAAAGCGAAAGUAGCGAGAGCGCUGUCGAAGAGGACGAUGAUGACGAAGAAGAAUCGGAGAGUUCUGAUGAUUCAUCGAGCGAGGAAAACGACUCUGAAGAAAGCGAAAACAGUGAUGAAAAUGAUGACGAUGAUUCGGAUGUAAAUGAUGACGAUGGCGAGGAAUCGGACAAAAAUGGCAGCGACAGCAGUGAAGCAGAAAGCGACAGCGGUGACGAUAGCAACGAUGACAAUGAUAGCAGUGAUGAAGAUAAUGAAGAGAAAAGAGAUAAUGAAUAUGAUCAGGACGAAAGUGACGAUAGUGAAGACAGUGAUACCUCUGAGGAAGACGAAUCAAGUGAGGCAAGCGAUGAUGAAGACACGGAGAAUGGUGAUGAUAAGAGAAAAAGAAAAAAGAAAAUGUUUACUUUAGAGCCUGAUAAUAGUAGUAGUAGUAGCGAGUCGUCUGAUAACGGAUCCGGAAGUAGUGAAAAAGAAGACAAAGAUGAAAGCAGUGAUUCCGACGUCGAUGUUGAUAAGGAUAACAGCGACGAACUAAACGAGCUGGUCAGUGACAGACUCCGAGAAAAAGUCCUCAACUCACCGCGCAUCAAAUCCCGCGAGAGGGCGCUGUUACAGGCUUUGAAGAAAUUCAAGGUUCUUUAACUUGAGCGGGAUACAUAAUAUAAUAUAUACGCCAUAAGUCGACGGUCUACGUUUCCACCUUCUUAGCUUUCUUUUAAGCAUGAACUUCGAUAUUGAGCAGCGACACGUACACAGUACGUUGUAAGACUUGACACGGUGAAGUCUGACUGUUUACUGUGCAAUUCAUUAUCAGUGCCCGGAAGUCGGCUGUUAUUGUUGUUGUUCUCUAAUGUUAUAAAACUUAUUACAUUUGUGUUGUCGUACAAAUAUAGUUGAACAUGUUGAGAAGCAAUAACAUAAAUAUGUAUCCAUACACUAUGUACGCCUUAAGACCUCUAUCCACGUUAUUAUUGGUUAUAUGUCCUUUGUAAGUGUCUUCGUGCUGUGUUGUUAUGUUACUGCACAGAACCAGUAAAUAUAUAUAUAGGUCUCCCGAGUCUACGGAAUACUGCACGACACCAGUAAACAUAUAUAUAGGCUCCCUAGUCCGCGGAAUAUAACAUGAUGCGUAUUGUCACGUUAUGUUCACCUUUCAAGCUGCCUAAUAUUAUGUGUGCUAUUGAAUUGUUAAAUCGAUAUAUACCAAUAAAAGUAUUGUAUGUUCUUAAAA